Suillus paluster is the source of this 1266-nucleotide messenger RNA. RefSeq lists its product as uncharacterized. The coding region runs from base 1 to 1266 and encodes 421 amino acids. The transcript has 3 exons. The record is from RefSeq and is a predicted model, not a curated record. Lineage: Eukaryota; Fungi; Basidiomycota; Agaricomycetes; Boletales; Suillaceae.
AUGCCAGCAACUCUCAAGCGUAGGCAUGAUGACGAGCUUGUGGAAGACUCCGAACCCGAGAGGGAGGAAAAAAGGCAGCAGAGGGAGCAAGGACGUCUGGCAAGGAAGAAGAAACGUUUGCGCUUGGAUCUACAGCAGGCAGACCAAGAUUUCAUUGAGCUAACCGACUCGGAACCCUAUCCUCCUGGUCCAUCAACCACUGUAGGCGCUCAGAGUCAAGUCGGCGGGUCCGUCGGCAGUUCCAGCUGCAGUCCACUGACGGAGCUGGCUUCUUCCCCGGAACUUGAAGUCACCGAUGAUGUUGUGGUCGGUGUACCAUCGCUUGCUUCUGGCAUCGCUCCUGACCAACGUAAACAUCGGGUAAAUGCCCCCGAUACCACUCAUGGACCCUAUGAUGCGCAGAAAAAGCUGGGUACGAACUGCCCUUCUACAUGUCCCACCCCACCUCCUAUUGCGACCCUGGAAGUGCCGCUGUCUAGCGAUUCCGAGGGUGAAUCCCGCCUGAAACUGUCUCGCUUUGCUUUCGGAGCGCUUUCCUCUAAAACUAAGGUGACCAACCUUGGAGGUUUAUCGCGUUCAGGUAGUGCUGCCGCAACAGAAACGCUUCGAGAAUCAACCUCUACUACGAAAGCCAGGCUGAAGCGUCCCAAUGUUCACCGCUUCUCCAACGAAUUCUCGGAUACACAACUUGCAUCUCUCACCAACUGCGUCAGUUGCAGCCUGGAGUGGACCUCGGCGAAGAUUGCGAGCCAAAAAAUUGUUCACAUUCAAAAUUGCGCAAAAAAGAAGUGCCUUUCGGAUGAGACAAUUCGAAUUCUUAUACGCAAGGAGAUUCAAUCAUCCUCCGACCAGAACGCUUCUGAGAGGGGUGAACAGAAAACUGCGGAAGGCGAAAAAUCGGCCACUUUCUUGGAAACGGUUGUCGACGAGGUUUCCCGAACAAAGAGAGGCAGACGCCCGCAAGUUCUGGGAACCGUCAAGUCUCUCCCUGAAACUCGCGGUAGUAUACUGGGAAGAGCGCGAGCUGUCCUUGACACUUCUAUGCAGCAUGGAGACUCCGUCGUAGGUGCUCGGGCCCAGGGAGGCAGGAGUGAUGUUCCCUGUACUCAAGCCUUUGGGACCAGCAUGCUUGCUCGUCGAACAGACUCCUAUCCUCUCGCACAGUCGGGUCCACCGCAGACCCAGGCUUUCGGUGAAAGUGCCCUCGGCCAUUUGCAGUCCAACUUAGGCCUCGUUGUAUUACAUGCUCGAACCUCUGGUCUAUAA